Micromonas pusilla CCMP1545 is the source of this 819-nucleotide messenger RNA. RefSeq lists its product as uncharacterized. Gene Ontology annotation, biological process: mitochondrion organization. The coding region runs from base 76 to 819 and encodes 247 amino acids. The transcript is spliced from 2 exons. The record is from RefSeq and is a predicted model, not a curated record. Gene Ontology annotation, cellular component: mitochondrion; membrane. Lineage: Eukaryota; Viridiplantae; Chlorophyta; Mamiellophyceae; Mamiellales; Mamiellaceae.
GCGGCAAAUGCGCUCGGCAACCUCGCCAAGGCCGCGAUCGGCCUCGGCGUCACCGGGACCGCGCUUAACGCGUCCAUGUACGACGUCGACGGAGGCAAGGCCGCGGUGAUGUUCGACCGCUUCCGCGGCGUCCUCCCGAAGGCCGUCGGCGAGGGCACGCACUUCCUCGUGCCGUUCAUCCAGAACCCGACCGUCUACGACAUCCGGACGCGACCGAAGUCGAUCAGCUCCGUGACCGGGACGAAGGAUCUGCAGCAGGUGAACCUGACGCUCCGCGUGCUGUGCCGCCCGGACGUCGAAAACCUCUCGGAGAUCCACAAGAACCUCGGGCAGGACUACGACGAGCGCGUGCUGCCGUCGAUCGGGAACGAGGUCUUGAAGGCGACCGUCGCGCAGUUCAACGCGGACCAGCUCCUGACGCAACGCGACGAAGUCUCGAAGAGAGUCGCCGCGGCGCUGCGUCUCCGCGCGAAGGACUUCAACAUCGUGUUGGAGGACAUCGCGCUGACGCACUUGUCGUUCUCCGCGGAGUACAGCAGGGCGAUCGAGGCGAAGCAGGUGUCGCAGCAGGACGCGGAGCGAUCGAAAUUCAUCGUGCUCAAGUCUGAGCAAGAGCGCGAAGCCGCGGUCAUCCGCGCGGAGGGCGAGUCCGAGUCCGCGCGGUUGAUCUCGCAGGCCACGCGCAGCGCGGGCCCGGCGCUCGUGGAGCUCAGAAGGAUCGAGGCCGCGAGGGAGGUCGCGCAGACGUUGUCGAAGAGCAGGAACGUGAUGUACCUCCCGGGCGGGAACUCGAACAUGCUCCUCGGUCUGAACCCGUGA